Messenger RNA from Danio aesculapii, 4449 nucleotides. It is a transcript of the gene fam184ab, whose product is annotated as family with sequence similarity 184 member Ab. Bases 426 to 3863 code for a protein of 1145 amino acids. Lineage: Eukaryota; Metazoa; Chordata; Actinopteri; Cypriniformes; Danionidae. The record is from RefSeq and is a predicted model, not a curated record. The transcript is spliced from 19 exons.
GCUCGACACACACACACAGACAGACACACACGGGAUCCGACAGAUAUGCCUCGGUCCUGGAUCACACCUGCACCGGCUCUCGCUUCCCAUAUACAAGCGGCGUCUGGACGCGCGCCGACGGCCAUUUAAACGCGACGCACCUGCCGGGGAUCCAAAAAACAUUUGAUGUAUUCCUCAAAUAAAUCAACUGUCAGUUCAGAAGAAGCGACGAAAUGUGUGGUUAAACUGCCUCUCAUCUCAUCCCAGCUUCUUUCUUACAGACAGAUUUUUAAUCCGGAUGAAAUAAUGACUAUUGUGGAUUAACGUCUAUUUUUUAUUCUUCCUCUUCUUCUUCUUCGCGUUAUCGGGAUCGGAGGAUCAUCUGCCUUUACCCAUUUGCCGUUACAGUCUUUUUAUUACAGGCAUAGUAAUAUAAUAUCGUGAAGAUGGCGACUGGAGCGGGCUGGCAGCACUAUUACAACCCCGCUGGCAGCGCAUCGACGGGGAAAUAUAACAGCACCUCCACUUCAACAUCCACCAGCACGUCCUUCCCGUCCGGUUUAACCCUCGAAUACACGCAGGACCUCCAUCUGAAGAUGAGCAAGAAGAUCGCGCAGCUGACCAAGGUGAUCUACGCCCUCAACACCAAGAAUGAUGAGCAUGAAGCUGCCAUCCAGACCCUGAAAGAGGCCCAUGAGGAGGAGGUGCAGCAGAUCCUCUCAGAAACGCGGGAGAAGAUCAUGCAGUACAAGAGCAAAAUUAGCGACGAGAUGGACCUGAAGCGGCGCAUUCAGUCUCUGGAGGAGUCAAUGGAGCUGCAUGAGCGGAUGAAACGGCAGGCCCUGGCCGAGUUCGAGACAUACCGCCAGCGGGUGGAGGACAUGCAACUGUGCACGGAGGCGCAGCACACACAGCGUGUGGUAAGCAUGUCCCGCGAGGUGGAGGAAAUGCGACGCUCUUUCGAGGAGAAGCUCAGAUCCUUUGGACAGUUGCAGUCUCAGUUCGAGCAGGAGAAACGACAGGCUCUGGAGGAGCUGCGCAGUGGACAUCGGCAAGAGGUCCAAGAACUGCUUCGUUCACACCAAAGCCAGAAUGCAAACUACAGCAAAGACCAGGAGAAACUGGGCCAGCUUCACAAAGCUGAGGUGGAUUCGCUGAACGAGCGGGUGGAGGAAUUGAAACAGGACAAGAAGCGUCUGGUGGAGGAGUACGAGGCCAAGCUAAAUAAAGCCCAGGCUUUCUACGAGCGCGAGCUGGAGGCCAUGAAGCGCACGCAGCAGAUGACGGCCGAGAACCUGCUGGCCUGGAAGAAGACCGAGGCUGAGCUGCGCAAAGAGUUCCAGGCGCAGGAGGCAGCGCUGCAGAAAACUCUGGGGAAGCUGCGCAGUGAACUGCAGCGCGUGCAGGACGAGGCAAGAGAGAGCAGAGAGAAAUCACACAAACUACAGGCCUCCCUCAUGACUGCUGAGAACAACAUGAAGGAGCUGCAUAAACAGUUGGAGGAGGUGACUAAGGACGCAGAGAUCGUGGAGAUCAGGCAGAGGGAAGGCGAAUGUGAGCUGGAGGCGUCCAGAGACAGAGUGCAACAGCAGGCCACAGAGAUCCUGCUCAAAGCCAGUCAGAUCGGGAGUCUUCAGGCCACUCAGAUGACCCACGAGGCCGUCAUUCGGGACCUGGAGUCGGAAAAGUCUCGUCUGAAGGACAAGGUGUUGCGUCUGGAGGAGGAGAGAGGAGCGCUGCAGAACAAAUGUCAGACGCUGGACGACCGGCAGAGACAGCAGAUUGUCACACUGGAGAAGUCUCUUCGAGAGGAAAAGCAGAUCUAUGAGAAGGAGCUGAUGAACUUGCGUGCCAAAUAUGAAGAGGACACUGCUCACUUUAAGGACAGCCACAGCCGGGCGCUGGAGGAGCUCUCCAGAAAACACCGGGCAUCCCUGGAAAACAUCCAGAGCCUCUCGGAGAAGGAAAAGAACCGGCUCCUGUCUGAGAUGGAAGAUCAGUUCAGCAAGGAGCGGACCUCUCUAGAAGAACAGAAGAGAAUUUUACGAGAGGAACUGGACAGUCUGAGAGAGGAGCUUACAGCCAAACUCAACAUGGCCAACAAUGAGGUGAGUCGGCUCCAGGAGCUGGUGAAGCAGGGUGAACAGACACUGGGCUCCUCUGAGGGACACAUCUCCAACCUGAAGGAUGCUCAGAAGAAGCUUCUGGAAGAGCUGGACGCCACACGAGCCAGACUCCGAGAGACCAGCAACCUUCUGACAGCCCUUCAGGGAGAGAUGGAGACUCAGAAACAACAGCACGAUGCCAAACUCAUCUCCAUCAAAGAGGAGGAGAAGCUCAAAAUGGAUAAGAUGGCCCUGGAGCUUGAGCUGAAGUGGACCGAGACACUCAGGCAAGAGUGUAAGAAACUGCGUGAGGAGCUGCGUGAAGAUCAUGAAGAGGAUAAAAGGUCAGCGCUCACCCAGCUGGCCCAGAAUAAAGAUCAGGAGCUCUGCUCGGCCAGAGAGAGUUGGCAGAGGAAGGUGGAGGAUCUCCUGGAGCAGAUCUCUCUGCUGAAGCAGAGUCUGGAGAUGCAGCUCUCGCAGUCGCAGCACUCUCUGCAGCAGCUGCAGGCUCAGUUCAGUCAGGAGCGGGAACACCUGGGCCAGCAGCUGGAGGAGAUGGAGAUGGAGCACCAGCACAGACAGCAGCGGCUGCAGGAGGCUCACUGCUGCGCCAUACAGGACAUGCAGGAGGCCCGCAAGCACGACCUCAAGGCGCUGGAGGAGCGUCUGAGGCAGCAGCACCACAUGGAGCUUCAGACCCUGCGUGAGGCUCACAGGCAGAACAUCGAGACCCUCAAACAGCAGUCAGAGCAGGAGCUGCAGACCCUCCGCUUCGAGCUGGAGGACGAGGGCAAAGCCAUGCUUGCGUCGCUCCGUUCUGAGCUCAACCAUCUCCACGCAUCAGCCAUUGAACACAUGCGUCAGACCCAUCAACAGGAAACAGCAGCUGCCAAACAGGAACUGGAAAACGCUUUGGAGCAGAGCAGAGUACAGGAACGUGAGCUUCUGAACCGCAUCUCGGACCUGCAGGAGGAAGUCAGUCGCAGGAAGAAGCACAUCGCUGAUUUGGACCACGAGAUCCACACGCUCAACGAGAACAUCAGCACUCUGACCAAAGAGCUGGAGCUUAAGGGUAAAGAGGUGCUUAAGAUCCGCAGCGAAGCCAACCAGCAGAUCAGAGCUCAUGAACAGGACCUGUGUAAGAAACACGAGCGAGAGAUGGCAGAGCUCAACGCUCUUCACCACAGAGAAACACAAAACAUGCUGUCCGACUUCAACAAAGCCCAGGAGCUGCUGAAGGACAAGAUCUCCGCUCUUCAGAUCCUGUUGGAGGGAACAGAAGAUAAGUUCCGCAACAGAGAGAGCAGACCUGAAGAUCUGCAGACAAUAGCCGAACUGAAGGACAUGGUGGCCGAGAGAGAGGCUUUAGUCAAGAAGCUGGUGGAUGACAAAAAGUUUUACCAGCUGGAGCUUGUAAACCGAGAGACCAGCUUCAACAAAAUAUUCAACGCAAACCCCAAUGUUGGUGUCAUUAACCCUCUUGUCAAGCAAAAGCGAAAGAACGACAAAUCAGCCACCCGAUUCAGCAGCUCGGCCAAUCUUAGGGCCAAUGUGGAGGCUUCGGGGACAGGGAGCGGGCAGCCCCAACCCAACCGCCUCGAACCCCUUCCCAACUCCCCCAUUCACCAGCUGGAGCCAAACACGAGCAAACCCUUGUCCCUGCCAACCCCUCUCACCGAACCCAAGAAAGUGACGAGCCCUCCUGAAGGAGAAGAAUCAGCCUUGACCUCUCCGGACCCCCAGAGACAAGAGUGGUUCGCUCAGUAUUUCUCCUUCUGACUUCUGCAAUUAAAGAGCAUGUCGACCAAAACAAAACAACAAAAAGACAAAAAAAAAGGAAAAAUUCAAAUCAUUUUACGACACAUCCGUUCAUUUCUUCUUCUUUUUUUUAUUUUUCUCUCCCCACUGUGAAUGGGUUUCUUGUUUUUACAGUGCUGAUAGGUAUGUCUGACAUUUUAUUUUACUGCAGUUUCUAGAGUGGUGCAUACGCUGCUACUUACUAUUUGUUAAAAGAUUGAAAAACGAAAAAAGUACGACUAAAAACAACAGUAUUGUCUCCUCUGUAUCUAAUUUUAGAAUGCCACCGUAAUGACUUUGUUACAGCUGCAUUAUCAAUUUUGGUAGGAUUAAACUGUUUGUAUGGAUGUCUCAACACAGAUAUAAUGAUGUCUCGCUAAUUUUAAAAACAAAUGCAUAUUUUAUAUUUAUAUUACUGGUGUAUGCGUAAGAAUAAAUAACUAUUGUGACAUUUAACUGAGCGUGUCUGUUAUGUGAGUGAACUUUGACCAUUCGAGGAGCUAAAAGCAGAGGAACGUAUGAUUUGAAAUGCCUGUAUUUUCAUAAACAUCAACACAUAUUGCCCUGA